AUGACGCUAUUUUCUUUUCGUCGUGCUUGGUGGAUAGUAUUCUUAUUUAUCUUGACCACGAUACCUCCUUCCUUGCAGCAUAAUCGCGAAAGCAUUACCGAAGAGGAAGUAGAACAUCACCAUCAUCUAUUUCGAAAUGUGCUCAUCAUUAUGUUCGUUCUUCUCCUACUCAAUAUCUUGACAGCUUGGGUGCUGAGAAUCUAUCAUAUUGUUAUCGUGCAUGAGACGGGACUGGCGAUGAUAUAUGGCCUGAUAACUGGAGCAGUUGUUAAGUAUUCUUUGCCACCUGAGGAGCAAGAAAUCUCGAAGGCUUGUAUGUUUACUGUGAAGAACGAUAACAUUCCGGCCAUUCUUCAUGCAACAAUUGAUAAUAAAACGUGUGCCUAUGGAUUAUUAAAUGUUUACGAUACCGAUAACCCUGAUUUACCCCAACCACAACUGGUCGAUAUGCUCAUCUUCAAUUCGGAAAUCUUUUUCUAUAUUAUGCUUCCUCCAAUCAUAUUCUUUGCUGGAUACGAUUUACGACGCAGGCAUUUCUUUCGCAAUUUUGGAUCAAUUCUUUUCUAUGCCAUUGUUGGAACCAUUAUUUCCUGUUUUGUCAUCAGUGGCAUAAUGUAUGGAUAUGUUACAAAAAUUUAUCCUAUUCCUGGUUUUAAAUUUGUCGACUGCCUAUUAUUUGGUGCUAUGAUUUCAGCAACAGAUCCUGUCACUGUCUUGGCUAUUUUUCAACAUUUACAUGUCGAUUCCAAAUUGUAUGCCUUGGUCUUUGGAGAAAGUGUUCUCAAUGAUGCAGUCUCUAUCGUUUUAUAUAGUGCUAUUUUAACUUAUUCACCUGAUAUGAGCGAAAGCGAAAAUGGUUUUGAUGGUGCUGCAUUCUUUGAAUUACUGCUCAAUUUCCUAUGGAUUUUUCUUGGUUCAUUUGGUGUUGGUUGCUUAAUGGGCUUAUUAACAGCAUUAAUAUCCUACCACGAUCAUUUUCAUGAUAAAUAUCUUUCCAUUUUCAUCAUCAUUUCCUAUUUAACUUUUCUCAUUGCUGAAGCUUUUCAUUUAACAGGAAUUGUAGCCAUUCUAUUCUGUGGUAUUAUCCAAUCCCAUUAUACCUAUAAAAAUUUAUCUGCUGAAUCUAGAACUAGAACAAAACAAACUAUUGAAAUGAUCAGCUUCCUAGCUGAAAAUGCCGUAUUCUCCUAUAUGGGACUUUCAUGUUUCGUUUUCCCCUAUCAUAGAUUUUAUAUGGGAUUUGUUGUAUUUUCAUUUAUCGCAAUUUUAACAGGUCGCCUAUGCAAUAUAUAUCCAAUCAGUUUCAUCUUAAAUAGAGCUCGUCAAAACAGGAUUGGCUACAGGCUUCAGCACAUGAUGCUUUUUUCUGGUCUACGAGGUGCUAUCGCCUUCGCUCUGGCUAUUCGCAAUACAUCUAGCAAAGUUCGUCAACUCAUGUUUACAACAACGGUGGUAAUUGUAUUUAUUACAGUCUUAUUUAAUGGAGGUACAACAACAAUGAUGUUGCGGUGGCUAAAAAUCAAGUUAGUAUUAGAUAUUGAAUGA
Messenger RNA from Trichoplax adhaerens, 1545 nucleotides. RefSeq lists its product as uncharacterized. NCBI's taxonomy places the organism in Eukaryota, Metazoa, Placozoa, Uniplacotomia, Trichoplacea, Trichoplacidae. Bases 1 to 1545 code for a protein of 514 amino acids. The record is from RefSeq and is a predicted model, not a curated record. Gene Ontology annotation, cellular component: recycling endosome; membrane. Gene Ontology annotation, biological process: sodium ion transport; regulation of pH; proton transmembrane transport. The transcript is spliced from 12 exons. Gene Ontology annotation, molecular function: sodium:proton antiporter activity.